Molecule: messenger RNA, 1281 nt
Organism: Branchiostoma floridae (Florida lancelet)
Lineage: Eukaryota; Metazoa; Chordata; Leptocardii; Amphioxiformes; Branchiostomatidae
Product: plasminogen-like
Exons: 8
Coding region: 36-1217 (393 amino acids)
Biological process (GO): proteolysis
Molecular function (GO): serine-type endopeptidase activity
Source: RefSeq, a predicted model, not a curated record
UACGGACACUGUUGAGCUAAGUGUUUGGGAGCGCCAUGCCGGAGUUGUGGACAACACUUGUGUCGGUUUUACUGACGGCAUCCACUAGCGUACUCUCUCAGACGAGCACGAUACUAAACGCUACCGAUUCUUUCAUAUCUGAUUGCUGGAGCGGGCCGGCCUCUGGUAGCUACCGAGGAAACCAGUCCGAGACGGUGUCGGGAAGGACGUGUCAGCGGUGGGACGUGCAGAACCCGCACACACAUACAUUCUUCCCUUGGUUUUAUCCCGAUGCUGGCCUUGUUGAAAACCUCUGCCGUAACCCUGACAACGGUCCCGGCAAUCCUUGGUGCUACACGACAGACCCCGAUACACGAUGGGAGUAUUGUGACAUAAAGCCCUGCGAAGCAGCCAUUACCACACAGGCCCUUCCAACAGGCACCUUGCAGACCUCAGGUACAACAGCGACGCCUGGCGAUUGCGGACGGCCAUACAUUGAACUGACGGAGUCCAGAAUUGUUGGCGGACAAGUGGCACGACAUGGGAGCUGGCCUUGGCAGGCGUCCUUGAAACUGCAGGGGUCAGGUCACGUGUGCGGAGGAUCUCUGGUUCUACCCGGCUGGGUCCUCACAGCGGCGCAUUGUGUAGAAAGCUACGCCACACCGAACGACCUGGGAUUCUGGCGAGUCAGUCUGGGAGACUACUAUCGUCUUCUCCCUGACGUUAGCGAACAAAACCUCGCGAUAUCUCGCAUCAUCAUGCACGAGAACUACACCGCGGACAUCCUUGACAACGACAUAGCGCUGAUCAAGCUGGCUCACGACGCGACUCUGAAUGACUACGUAAAAACUGUCUGUUUGGCACCGAACAUUCUGCCACAUCCGGGGACUACCUGUUACGUCACUGGGUGGGGAGACACGGGUGCAGGGAGCGGCAGGUCGCUGAUGCUGAGACAAGCCCCGGUGUCAAUCAUCGGCACCCACACCUGUAACUCCGCCUCCUGGUACAACGGCAUCGUCACGGACAAUCAGUUCUGCGCUGGGUAUCCGGGCGGCGGCAUCGAUUCAUGUCAGGGCGACUCCGGCGGACCGUUGGUGUGCGAACGGCAUGACGGGACAUGGUUCCAAGUGGGUGUGACGUCAUGGGGGUGGGGUUGUGCCUUACCCAACCGUCCCGGCGUCUACACUAAAUUAGACAAUUUCAUCGCGUGGAUACAGAACAAAAUAACACAACAGUAAUUGGUCGGACAUUUGAUUUUUAUUAGCCCAUUAUAUAUCCGACAUCUUCUAGCUCCGGAGCCUA